CAAGCAAACGUGGAACGCGCCAGUCUCUGAAACGGAUUCGAGCACAUUUAAAAAGAGGCAUUUAUUUUGUUAUUUCGAAAACAAACAACUGCGCUUUGUUGUUUUGGAAGUCAAAAGCUUGCCAAAGUCAAUUUUGAAAAAUGGGCUGCGCCAUAAAAACCAUCAAGAUUAGCUCCAUUGUGCUGAAUGCCAUUUUGGCGCUCCUCGCAGUGGGUGCCAUCGGUUGGAUAGCCUUCAAUGCGGAUACGGAGAGCGAGGAGUUUGUUAUCGCCGCCUACGUGGCCUGCGCGAUAAUUGUGCUGUUCGCCUUUCUGGGCAUAUUUGCGGCCAUACGCGAAUCGGUCUGUCUGACCGCAACGAGUGCUGUGUUCCUGUUGGUGCUGGCCAUACCGCAAAUUGUGAGCACCUGCAUGUUCUUGCAUCAGUCCGAGGUGCAGAGCGCCCAGCAGACCGUGGAGCUGGCCUGGCAGGCGAACAACAUGGACGGACUGCAGCAGAAGUACGAGUGCUGCGGCAAGACCAGCGCCCAGGACUAUGUGCAUCUACGGCAAUCGAUACCGCCCAGCUGCUAUGUGGAUCUGCAGCAGAAGCCGGAGCAUCUGUUUGUCGAGGGCUGCAUCGAGAAGCUGCAGAGCCAUUACGAGAGCGACAAGCGGCGCUUCAUCAUUGUCUCCUGGGUCCUGGUGGCCUUCGAGCUGUUGUGCUUUGCGCUGGCCGUCUUUCUGGCCAUCAGUUUCCGCAACAAGCAGCGGCGCAUGCAAUUUUAAUGGCCAACUGUUGCGGCAGGUGACAAGUACAAAACGGGGAACGGGGAACGGGGAACGAGGCCCGCCCCUCGCUGAGCUGAAGGAUAUUAAGUAUUUGAUUUGUGCUCCGCCUAUUCGAGCACAACUCUUUAUUUCUAAUCAAAAAAAAAACCAAACAAAAAUUAUAUGCAUACAAUUCAUAA
Drosophila montana is the source of this 949-nucleotide messenger RNA. It is a transcript of the gene lbm, whose product is annotated as late bloomer. The transcript is spliced from 5 exons. Bases 141 to 767 code for a protein of 208 amino acids. Gene Ontology annotation, cellular component: plasma membrane. NCBI's taxonomy places the organism in Eukaryota, Metazoa, Arthropoda, Insecta, Diptera, Drosophilidae. The record is from RefSeq and is a predicted model, not a curated record.